CGGUGUCUUACGAGUGCAGAGUCGGAUACACCUUCAUUCCGCAGACACCUCAAUGAUUUGACUGCCUGCGCCAGAUCGGUCGGAACAAAAACCGCGGCGGCCUGCGAGGACCGGUUUGGUCUAAAUGCAGACCAGGGGUGGGCAAUGAAAAACAGGAAGCGGUCACCAUUCUGUUUUCAUCAAGAGUGCGGGGGGAACACCUGCGUUCGGUAGUGAUUGGCAACUGGAAUAACGGCAGUCCCUUUUCCUGCUCCGGUGGGAAGGAAGCGUAGCACCAAGUUGUAAUGACCAGCAAACAAUGUCUUUACUCGUUGUUUGCCCAUAAUCACGUCCGCGCAGUUAAUGGCGGCGAGACUCACGAGAACAUUAACAGAUGCCGAGGGGUCGGGGGACGGCCGGGGGGCGCGGCAAGGUGUCAAAGUCCACACGCCCCCCCGAGUCGAGGAAGACUUCUCGACGGUCGUCUCGCCGGUCCGUCCGCUCCGCUCUGCUCCGCUCCGCUCCGGGGUCCAUCCCAAGAGACGUAGCGGAACCGCUUCCACGACGGCGACAUGGGCUUCAGUGAGCUUCUCGACCAGAUGGGUGGUUUCGGGCGGUACCAGUGGCUCCACGUGACCCUCAUCAGUUUCCCGGGCCUCCUGAUGGCGAGUCAGAACCUCCUCAACAACUUUGUCUCCGGAACCCCCGGCCACCGCUGCAGCAUCUCGGCCAACGACAGCUUUUGGAAUCUCACGCGGCAGGCGGACGGCCGGGACGCGCUCGAGGCUUUCAUUCCGCCCGACCCUUCGGGAACGAGACUGGACCGCUGCCGGAGGUACGUGACGCCUCAGUGGCAGAUGCUAAACGCUAACGGCUCCGCCAACGGCAGCCACCCCCCGCGCACCGAAAGCUGCGCGGACGGAUGGACUUACGACCGCUCCGAGUUCAUCGCCACCACUGUUUCCGAGUGGGACCUGGUGUGUUCCCUGCGUCCACUCAAGCAGAUGAUCCAGACGGUGUACAUGGGCGGCGUUUUAGCCGGCGCCGUCAUCUACGGCGGCCUGUCUGACAGGUUCGGUCGGCGCUCCGUCCUUAUUUGGUCCUACCUGCAGCUGGGCGUCCUGGGCACCUGCUGCGCCUUCUCGCAAUCUUACUGGGUCUACUGCGCCUUCCGCUUCCUGAGCGGCAUGGCAGUGUCGGGCAUCAUACUCAACUCCGUGUCCCUGAAGGUGGAGUGGAUCCCCACCAAAAGCAGGACUCUUGUGGGAACGCUCACCUCCUUCUACUUCACCUUCGGUCAGAUGGUCUUGGCGGGCUUGGCUUACUGGCUUCGGGACUGGAGAAAGCUGCACGUGGCCGUGUGCGCUCCCCACGUCCUCUUCUUUGCCUACAGUUGGUGGUUCGCCGAGUCGGCGCGCUGGCUGGUCCUCAGGCAGAGAUCCGGGGAGGCCCUUAAGACCCUCCGCAGAGUGGCUCGCAUCAACGGAAAAGCCGACAUUUCCGAAGGGCUGACGCCGGAGGUGCUUCGCUCCCACAUGACCAAGGAGUUGGAGACGGACCGCGAGACGCUGACCGCCUACGACCUGCUGAGGACGCCCGGCAUGAGACGCAUCUCUGUCGGGCUCAUCGCCGUCUGGUUCUCCACCAGCUUCGCCUACUACGGCUUAGCGAUGGACCUGCAGAAGUUCGGGGUGAGCAUUUACGUGAUGCAGCUCAUCUUUGGAGCCGUGGAUAUUCCCGCCAAACUCGUGGCUCUGGGCAUGCUGAGUUUUCUCGGGAGAAGGGUGUCUCAGGCCGCCUGCCUCUUCAUGUCCGCUCUGGUCAUCUUCGCCAACAUCUUCGUCCCGACGGACAAGCAAGUCGUCAGGACCACUUUGGCGUGUCUGGGUAAGGCCUUCACAUCGGCGUCCUUCACCACCGUCUACUUGUACACCGGGGAACUCUACCCGACCGUCAUCAGGCAAACGGGAAUGGGUCUGGUGUCCACCAUGGCCAGAGUGGGCAGCAUGGCGGCGCCCGCCGUCCUCAUCUUGGAUGAGGUCUUCCCCGCUCUGCCCAGCGUGGUGUACGGGGGGGCGGCCGUCCUGGCUUCGGGCUUCGCCUGCUUCCUGCCCGAGACGCUCAACGUUCCUUUGCCGGACACCGUGCGGGACGUGGAAGACAGAUGGUCCGGCAGGAAGCCCCCGGAGAAGAAGGAGGCCACGUCGGAAGACGAGCGAGCGGCGCUGUCUUUAAAACAAGUCAAGGACGCGGACGCCGGCAGCGGUCUCAACGCCCUCUGACGCUUGGCUCGCCGAUGACAUCGUGAGACGCUCAUCGCGUGGCCUAACCCGCCGGGGAUUUUCAAUUUUAACAUGAAAUGACUGAAUAAAUGAUCUUGCCAAUGUGUACUAAUCUCAAUACAAAUAGAAAAAGUGACAAUAGUCAUCUUUUUUUUUUUUGUAAUGUAAAACUCAUCUUGCUUGAAACAAUUGAACACAUGAUUAAAGGGUUGAUAGUCCGAAGCCAACCUCUUUCAUGCACGAGUUUGGAUUUUUUUUUUUUUAGGGCAAUGAUUCGCUGCCAUUGACAGCAUUAGGCGUCCAAUCCAUUUAGAUUUAUUUAUAAUUUAACUCAUCAUAUUUGAGAAAAUACAACAAUGAUUCAUAAUUAAAAAUAUUUUGAAUAAAAACUGCAAAUAGACUUGAUUUUUUUACUUCAUCAUCUCAAUGUCAAAUGAGGCUUCGGGUUCAUUCCAUUCCAACCACAUUCCAUCAAUGACAUAGUGUUCACCAGUUAGGCCUAUUUUAGGGGGACUAAAGCCCCCUAUUCAAUGCAUUGUGGAGGUGCUAGUUUAGUGCUAGAGUUUAGUGUGUACUGUACGGAACACACGUAGCAUUUUAUAUAUGGCGGAAAACACAGACGAGUCUGAAAAAGCACUUUCUGCUCUUACAACCCCUCUUUAAAAGAAACGGCUGUAUUUUAAGCCAAAGCAACUCUUGUGUUUGAUAGAACAAUAUGUCAAUUAGGGCUGGGCGAUAUGGCCUUCAGUACGUAUCACGAUAAAUUGAGCAGA
Molecule: messenger RNA, 3034 nt
Organism: Corythoichthys intestinalis (scribbled pipefish)
Lineage: Eukaryota; Metazoa; Chordata; Actinopteri; Syngnathiformes; Syngnathidae
Gene: oatx
Product: organic anion transporter X
Exons: 16
Coding region: 552-2261 (569 amino acids)
Biological process (GO): transmembrane transport
Cellular component (GO): membrane
Molecular function (GO): transmembrane transporter activity
Source: RefSeq, a predicted model, not a curated record